UUAUAAUAUUUUACAGUGUCGAUAAUUAGAGAUAUUAAUUGCUAAAAUUGUAUCCCGAUAAAAACGUGUCAACUAAUAAACGGAGAAAGUAUUAAAAUCAGACAAGAUUAAGGUGAGAAAACGGGGCCCAUGCAUCAUCAUGAUAUUGAUACUAUCAGCCUAUCAGUCAUUCAUGCUCCUUCACCAGCACCAGGCGCGAAAAUGAUGACAGUAACACUCUGCUCAACCUCAACUUCAUCAUCUUCCCCAAAAUUCCCUCCAAAUCCAAAACUCCCAAAUUCUCUCUCCAAUAAUCCGACGAAUGCCGCCAUUUCUCGACGACAAACCUCUCUUCUCCUCUCAAUCACCCCUUUUCUUCUCGCAUCACCUCCUCCUGCAGUUGCAUUCAACCUUGGCAUUUCUGGACCAAAAGAUUGGUUGAGAGAGCAGAAAAAGAAGUCGAUUAAGUAUCUUUUAGCCCCAAUUGAUGCUUCCCAAGAAAUUCUUCGCUAUACUUAUCAAUUGCUAAUGGCGAAGGAUGUCAAUUAUGAGCAGAAGGAUUUGGAGGAAAUUCAAGGGAUGUUAAAAUCUGCUGCUAGGGAUUGUGUUGCUGAGGAUAGGAAUUCUUUGGUAGCAUUUCAAGCUAAAACUGGUGUUGAGGUUUGCACGUUUAAAUUAGUUGUGACUAAUGCAUCAUCAUUACUUGACGAUGGUGACUCUGCCAAAUUGGAAGCUGAAGCCAGACUAAGUGAUCUUAUAAGAUCAUUCACCUUUCUGAAUGGUGUGGCCAAGGAAGCAGAUUUUCAACUUGUCUCAGAUAGACAAAAGGUUGCAAAUGCUGUCAUGGACUCGUUGUCGUCUCUCAACAAUUUUGAACAAGGUAUCAAAGGAUGCAUUGACGUUUGACUUCCAACUGGAUAACCAUGGGUUUUUUCGUCGUAGAGAAUCUUGUAUGUAUUUAGAAGUUAAUGGAUGUGAAACAGUAGACUUUACUCUGGGAGUGACCCAAUCUUUUUAAAGCUUAAACCUUAAUAUCUUGUCAAAUAUAGUUUGCCCCCUUCACUAUUGAUACAAAUAUAUGCACCUGCUCUUUACAGAGUCGUUACCAUGUUGGUUCCUUUUUCCUAAAUUGCAAUAGAGAAAAAAAAGCUUGAAUUUGUUUUA
This is a messenger RNA of Chenopodium quinoa (quinoa), 1143 nucleotides long. RefSeq lists its product as uncharacterized. The transcript has 6 exons. The record is from RefSeq and is a predicted model, not a curated record. Gene Ontology annotation, cellular component: chloroplast. The coding region runs from base 130 to 885 and encodes 251 amino acids. Lineage: Eukaryota; Viridiplantae; Streptophyta; Magnoliopsida; Caryophyllales; Amaranthaceae.